AUGCAAGAAUUCUCCGUCUCCCGAACCCGCUCCCUCCUCCCUUUGACGCUCUACACCCUCGGCAUCGCCAUCGGCCCGGUCUUCAUCGCGCCCUUCUCGGAAGUCUUCGGCCGGAAGUGGAUCUACUUCGGCACAUGCACCUGUCUCCUGGCCUUCCUCGGCGGUUCCGCCGGCGUGGCCACCUUCUCGGGCCUCCUCGCCUGCCGAUUCCUCGCAGGAACCCUGGGAUCAGCCGGUAUCGCCGUCGGAGCGGGAACGAUCGCCGAUAUCUGGGGUCUCGGGGGCGGAGCCGGCGCUUCGCUGCUCUUCAUUCUCGGCCCCUUCCUCGGACCGACGUUGGGACCGCUCGCGGGGGCGUAUGUCCUCGAAGAUAGGGGAUACGAUUGGCGAUGGACGCAGUAUGUGCUGCUGAUGGUCGGAGCCCCGAUAUGGAUCGCCACACUCUUCAUGCGAGAGACUUCGAAAACAUGGAUCCUCAGGAGAGAGCUUGGUGACCAGCAGGAGAUCACCCUCUCACGAUUAGCUACCCUUGCAAAAGGCGCCGUGAUGCGUCCGACGAAGAUGCUCUUCACCGAGAUCAUCGUGUCGUCACUGGCCAUCUACUCGGCGUUCGCGUACGCCAUGAUCUUCAGCUACUUCGCCAGCUGCUCUUACAUCCUCCAAAAGCUGUACGGGUUCAACCUACGCGAAGUAGGACUGAGCUUCCUCAGCAUCAUCAUCGGAUACAUCCUGGGAACCAUGAUGUACGGUGUUCUCGACGCGAAGUUCAGGGUCCCCGCGCUCAAGGCCGGAACGGCGACGCCGGAGCAGAGGUUGUACGCUGCUCUUGUGGGCAGCGUGAUGCUUCCCGUUGGUCUCUUUUGGUAUGCAUGGGAGGCUCACGCAGGUGGUAAGUGGGCUGCUUUGGUCGCGGCCGGGAUACCGUUUGGAAUAGGAACAUUCUCUCUCUUCCUUUCUGUCAUUACCUACAUGGUAGACUUCUACGGCCCCAAGGCCGCCGCAUCAGCAUUGGCCGCGAACGGUAUUCUUCGAUAUAUCCUGGGCGCAGUCUUCCCGCUGUUCACGAUUCAGAUGUAUGAGAAGUUGGGUGUGCACUGGGCGGGAAGUGUGUUCGCGUUUCUUUCCCUGCCACUCCUACCCAUUCCGUGGUUAUUGUUAAAGUACGGGCCCCGACUGAGAGCACGAAGCAAUUUUGUGACUACGACUUCUUGA
This is a messenger RNA of Colletotrichum karsti, 1212 nucleotides long. RefSeq lists its product as uncharacterized. Gene Ontology annotation, cellular component: membrane. The record is from RefSeq and is a predicted model, not a curated record. Gene Ontology annotation, biological process: transmembrane transport; spermine transport; spermidine transport. Gene Ontology annotation, molecular function: spermine transmembrane transporter activity; spermidine transmembrane transporter activity. The transcript has 4 exons. Bases 1 to 1212 code for a protein of 403 amino acids. Lineage: Eukaryota; Fungi; Ascomycota; Sordariomycetes; Glomerellales; Glomerellaceae.